Molecule: messenger RNA, 825 nt
Organism: Pochonia chlamydosporia 170
Lineage: Eukaryota; Fungi; Ascomycota; Sordariomycetes; Hypocreales; Clavicipitaceae
Product: cytokine inducing-glycoprotein
Exons: 3
Coding region: 1-825 (274 amino acids)
Source: RefSeq, a predicted model, not a curated record
AUGCAGUUGCUCAGGAUCGCUAUUGGCCUUGGCUUGACCUUGGCCUCGGUUGCCAAAGCCCAGAGUGAGCCGAAGCCUACCAACCCAUCAACCGCCAGCGUAAAGGACGAUGACAUGGGCCCUGCUGCCUUCAUGUGGCCGCCGGACAGAGUUUGGUCAGGAGACAUGGACAACCAGGCACCUUGUGGUUCUCGCUCAGCGGCUGGGAACAGGACAAAGUUUCCCCUUACCGGCGGUGCGGUGGCUCUUGUAGCACAAGAUGAUUACUACAACAGCAAAAUUAGCAUCUCAUACUCCAACGAUCCGCAAACGAAUACGGACUUCACGACGGUUGUUGAAACAACUGAUAUCAACGACUUAAACCCUGGCCACACAUGCGUACAUAUUCCUGACGCCCCUUCACGGUUGACUUCAGGCAGCAAUGCAACCAUCCAAAUUAUUUACAAGGCAGACUGGGAUGCUCCGCACAAUCAGACAUUCUACGCCUGUGCCGACAUCACCUACGUGAAUGCCGUGGACUUCAAAACCCGAAUCCCCUGCUUCAACGCUACGGAGCCUGGGGAGGACGACAAGAAGGCGGCUGCUGGCAAAGAUAAUAACUCUGGUACACCAGCUAGUGGCAGCUCUGGCAGCUCGGGACUCAAAGCCAACGCCUUGGCGGGUAUUAUCGUAGGCUCAAUCGUUGGAGCAGCAGGUUUGGUAGCCAUUGGGGUGUUCUUGUAUCGUCGUAGGGAGCAGAAGAAGCGGAAGUUGCGACUUGCUCAGAUGGAGGAGAAUGCGAGGAAGACUGACUAUCGGGAUGAUGUUGUCAAGGAUAUUAUUUAA